Molecule: messenger RNA, 2454 nt
Organism: Cyclospora cayetanensis
Lineage: Eukaryota; Apicomplexa; Conoidasida; Eucoccidiorida; Eimeriidae
Product: DNA gyrase subunit B
Exons: 12
Coding region: 1-2454 (817 amino acids)
Biological process (GO): DNA topological change
Molecular function (GO): ATP binding; DNA binding; DNA topoisomerase type II (double strand cut, ATP-hydrolyzing) activity
Source: RefSeq, a predicted model, not a curated record
AUGUAUGUCGGAGACUCCGACGCUUCGGGAGCGCUGCACCUCCUCAUGGAACUCUUACAGAACUCUGCAGACGAAAUCGCUCAAGGCAACUGCACAGAAAUAACGGUCUGCUCAAUCUCCGUACAAGACAAUGGCAGAGGCAUCCCCUGCGACCCUGUCCAGCAUGGCUCACCAGCUCCCGAAUGCCCCUCCGCACUGGAAGUCGUACUGACAACUCUCCACUCUGGAGGGAAAUUCGUAAAAGCCGGCUCUUCAGAAGGCGCUGUGGGAGCGACGGGGGCAGAAACAGCUCCGUACAGCUGCAGCGGAGGCCUUCACGGCGUUGGGUUGCCGGUCCUUAACGCGCUAAGCUCCAGGCUCAGAGCAGAAGUCCUCCGCGAUUCUCAAGUGUGCACCCUCGAGUGCAGCCAAGGCCGCAUCACGCAACCCCUGACGAGGCAAAGCAGAGCAGCGGCCGCUGCCACAGUGUUUCAUCUGAAGCGCGAGCGUGCCUACUGCAGCGCAGAUACCGCCUCCGCCGCGAAGCAAGAGACUGAAGAGGCGGCAGCAAGGGCAGAAGCGCGUAAAGAAGCCGAAAUUGGAGAUGGCAGCGAGCGGCAGGGCACGGCUGGCAGCGCAGAGAAGGAAUCAGAGGAGCCUUUGAUUCAAGAGAUUCGCUUCAAAGACGAAGGGGGCGGACUCAAGUCCAUGCUGCGUGAAAUGAGCCAUGGUCUCGCGGCCCUCUUCACGGAUACACCCAUUAUUAGUGUCGUCUGUAGCAAUGCCUUCCUCUCUCUUGAGGCCCACCUCAUGUUUACGGAUCCAACCAAGACUCCCAACACCGCUGUGAGAACGCCUCGCAGCGAUUGCAGCAUCGAGCGCCAGAGCCGUAGCGAGGCAAGCAGCGGAUUGGCGAGCGAGUUGCAGCGGCUGUCGCCGCUCGCCGUUCCGGCAGACACACUGGGCUGCAGCAUUGCCUCAUUCGUGAAUGGCGUCAGCACGCCACACGGCGGUUCGCAUGUGGACGGCUGUCUCUCGGGUCUUACCAAGGCAGUGCAUGCAGCCGCGGCAGCAGCUGCCGCAGCGGCUGCGGCGUGGACUGGGCGGGGGAACAAGCGGCUGCUGCUGCGCACAAAGCAGCAAGAAGCUGCAGACAGUGCAAAAGCUGCUGCAACGCCUGGCAGCGGAAGGGGGGUUGCGGGAGCAGGUGCCUCCGGCUUAGCCGCAGGAGCUGCUGGGGUUAAGGGGGAGUAUCUGCGCGAGGGCCUCGUGGGCAUCGUGAGCCUCAAACUUUCCGAUCCUGUUUUUGAGGGCCAGACGAAAAGGAGGCUGAAGGGGAAGGAAGUCGCACGCGCUGUAGAACAGCUGGUGCAGGAGGCACUCUUCAAUUUCUUUUCGGCGAAUCCGGGAAAGCUGCAGCAGCUCCUGCAGCGCGCUGCCGCCACUGCCGCAGCAGCCGCGGCAGCAAAGGCAGCGCGAGACUUCCAGAAAGCUCGACAAAGGGCAGUACAGGCCUCUGUUCUUCCAGGGAAGCUGGUAGACUGCCAGCGAGGCGGCGAACUGUUUAUCGUGGAAGGUGAAUCAGCAGCCGGAAGCGCAAAACAGGCGCGCGAUCGCCGACUACAGGCGGUCCUGCCCCUCCGUGGAAAGAUCCUCAAUGUACAGCGCGAGAAUAACAGACGCAAGAUCUUCAACAACGAGGAGGUCAAGGUCAGCUGUGCAAAACGCAGCUCCGAAGCAACAUUCACAACUUUUAUAGAAGCAGACACGGCUCCCGCCACGGCUGCACCACACUGCUGCUGCUGCGAUUUCCAGGCACUGGUAUCUGCUCUAGGCGUCCCACCGCAAGACGAUAGCUCAAAACAGCAAAGCCUAACGGGCCUAAGAUACGGGAAGGUGAUCCUCCUCACGGACGCGGAUGUGGACGGCGCGCAUAUUCGAUCCCUGCUGUUAGGCUUCUUCUACCGUUUCUAUACGGCGCUACUGAGAGAGAAUAAGCUCUUCAUUGCGUGCCCCCCUCUCUACAAGGCAGUGCACCCGCCGAUGCCCUUGGCCCUGCUGCAGCAGCAUUUCAAGCAGCUCCCGCACACCCGCGACAGCCGUGGCACCGUCAGCAGCAGCACAGUGACAGAGACAUACGUCUGGACGGAUGCAGAAGCGCAGCGUCUCGCAGCCCUCGUGCAGCAGCAGCAUCCUAAAAAGAAAACUACACAGGCAGCAUACGGCGAAGCAGGCGGCGGAGGCAUCCUACGGUUGCAGCGGUUUAAGGGUUUAGGGGAGAUGCAGGCAGAACAGCUGUGGCAGACGACAAUGGAUCCUAGAGCACGAAGCCUCAAGAGGAUCACUCUGCAGGAUGCUGCCAAGGCUGAGGCUGCUGUCUCUUCUCUGAUGGGAGAGGCCCCUAUGGAGCGGCGACAGCUCGUCUUGUCUCUAAGUGCCUCCUUAGCGGCUGACCCUCAGGCGCUAAGCACCUAA